AUGAGUGUUUUGGCUCUGGCCAAUUACAAGAAAAAAGAACAAAAACAGAGAAGGUUGUCGAGUGCUCUAACUUAUCAUAAACGUAUUCAUACAGGUGAGACGCCAUUUCAGUGUGAUAAUUGUGGUAAAUCAUUCUCUCAACGAAGUGCUUUAACUCAUCACAAACGUAUUCAUACAGGAGAAACACCAUAUUCCUGUAAUAUCUGUGGUAAAUCAUUUUCUGGUAAAAGUGCUCUAACUUAUCAUAAACUUAUUCAUACAGGAGAGAAGCCAUUUCACUGUGAUAUUUGUGGUAAAUCAUUUGCUGUAAGGAGUUUCUUAACUAGUCACAGACAUAUCCAUGCAGAAGAGAAGCCUUAUCAUUGUGGCAUUUGUGGUAAAUCAUUCUCUCAAAGUGGCAACUUAACUGCUCAUAAACGUCUCCAUACAGGAGAGAAGCCAUAUCCCUGUGAUGUCUGUAACAAAUCAUUCUCUCAAAGAAGUGCUUUAACUCCUCACAAACGUAUUCAUACAGGAGAGAAACCAUAUUCCUGUAAUAUCUGUGGUAAAUUAUUUUCUGGUAAAAGUGCUCUAACUUAUCAUAAACGUAUUCAUACAGGAGAGAACCCAUUUCAGUGUGAUAUUUGUGGUAAAUCAUUCUCUCAAAGAAGUGCUUUAACUAAUCACAAGCGUAUUCAUACAGGGAAGAAGCCAUAUUCCUGUAAUAUCUGUGGUAAAUUAUUUCCUGGUAAAAGUGCUCUAACUUAUCAUAAACGUAUUCAUACAGGAGAGUCACCAUAUCCUUGUGAUAUCUGUGGUAAAUCAUUCUCUCAAAGUGGCAGCUUAGCUAAACAUAAACGUAUUCAUACAGGAGAGAAGCCAUAUUCCUGUAAUAUCUGUGGCAAAUUAUUUUCUGAUAACAGUGCUCUAACUCAACAUAAACGUAUUCAUACAGGAGAGUCACCAUAUCAUUGUAGUGUCUGUGGUACAAGAUUCUCUGACCAAAGUGUUUUAAAUAAUCACCAGCAUUGUCAUACAGGAGAGAAGCCAUUUCAAUGUGACAUCUGUGGUAAAUCAUUCUCUCAUAGAAGUGCUUUAACUAAUCACAAGCGUAUUCAUACAGGAAAGAAGCCAUAUUCCUGUAAUAUCUGUGGUAAAUUAUUUCCUGGUAAAAGUGCUCUAACUUAUCAUAAACGUAUUCAUACAGGAGAGUCACCAUAUCCUUGUGAUAUCUGUGGUAAAUCAUUCACCAUGAGUUCUAACUUAACUGGACACAGACGUAUUCAUACAGGAGAAACACCAUAUUCUUGUGAUAUCUGUGGUAAAUUAUUCUCUCAAAAUAUUUAUUUGACUUUACACAAACGUAUUCAUACAGGAGAGACACUAUUUCACUGUGAAAUCUGUGGUAAAUCAUUCUCUCAAAGUGGCAACUUAGCUAAACAUAAACGUAUUCAUACAGGAGAGACACCAUAUUCUUGUGAUGUCUGUAAUAAAUCUUUCUCUACCAGUAGUAACCUAAUGACCCAUAAACGUAUUCAUACAGGAGAGACACCAUAUUCUUGUGAUAUCUGUGGAAGGUCAUUUACUCAACAUAGCAGCUUAACUUCUCACAAAUGUGUUCAUAAGGGGAAGAAGCAAUCCCACUAAUAUUUAAACUAAAUCAUAAUCUCUAAGGGGUUACUGAAACCCUUUACCAUGUACGUUAUUCUGUCGAAUGCGAUGUUUAUAUAUUCACAUUAUUUUCAAUUUGCCAUCCAAAGGUUUAGUAAAAUUCUAUCAAUUAGAAAAAAGAUAUUUAAUUUUAAUUCUCAAAUUUUUAUCAAUUUUUGCGUGAUAUUAAAGGGACACUACUCAUAUAUGAACUUAGGCGCACACACACAGACACAGGAGACAAAAGACAAUACAAAGAGUUUUCAAAUUGAGUAAACAGGAGUAGUUGUGUGGUAAGUAGCUUGCUUACCUUUGUCGGAGACAGAUGUGUUUGUUUUUGGCAGAGAGUUCUUGCUGCUUGAUGUCACGUCUUUCGUCGUGAAAUAUUGAACUUUGAGGCUCGACUACAGGUAGGCGUUUGUCGUAUAUUUUGAGGGUUUAGUGGAGUUUGUUGCCCUGUAUUUAAUAUUUUUUGGUGAGUAAUAGACUCCAAUCUGCUCCAGACAUUUGCCUGCCUGUGGCCGCCUAUAAAGACUCACUUUGCAGUGAGAAUUGUGUUUUCGAGGAGGCAUAGCCCCUCCGCAAAAAUUAAUUUCUUUGCGAAAAUUAUCUUCGUGUCUGUGGAUUACCA
This is a messenger RNA of Octopus sinensis (East Asian common octopus), 2260 nucleotides long. RefSeq names its product zinc finger protein 271-like. Bases 1 to 1626 code for a protein of 541 amino acids. Gene Ontology annotation, cellular component: nucleus. NCBI's taxonomy places the organism in Eukaryota, Metazoa, Mollusca, Cephalopoda, Octopoda, Octopodidae. The transcript is spliced from 5 exons. The record is from RefSeq and is a predicted model, not a curated record.